AUGGUGCAAAUUAAUGCACGUUGCAAUUGGAGGCCGGGGGCGGCUCAGUCACAUCACUGCCAGACCCCCACCACUAUCAGACCCAAUUAUAACCAAUGGGCACAAAAAGAUGCCAUGGUCAUCGCGUGGAUAAUCGAGAACAUAGAUGGAGACAUCGUCAAUCAAUUCCUGGACUACACAACAGCACACAGCCUAUGGCAAGGGAUCGAAGGCCUCUUAGGAUGUGGUAGGGAUGAACUACAAAUCUUCGAUUUGAGUUCAAAGGCAGCAACCUUAAAGCAGAACAACGACACUAUCGAGGUUUACUACGGUAAGCUCAACAUGUUAUGGAAAGAAAUAGAUAGAAGAAUGCCAAAUCCGAUGAAUUGCCCACAGGAUAUAACAGAAUUCAACAAAUACAUCCAAAGACAGAGGCUCUAUCAAUUUCUUACAGGGAUUAAUGAUAGUCUUGACAAAGAAAAAAGGGACAUUCUCAAUAGUGAACCUUUACCGAUGGUGGAAACGGCAUACGCAUCAAUCAGACGAGAGAUCACACGCCGGCAAAUCAUGACCGGCGUCUCAUCACCGGGAACGAGUCCCUCAGAGAUUGGCUCGGGUUUAUCCACGAGAAACAAACCCUUCCAAAGAACCCGAGAAGAUGAUGACCGGAGAAAACUCCGAUGCACUCACUGUGGCGGUUCCAGGCAUACCAAGGAGGGGUGCUUCAAACUUGUGGGAUACCCCGAGUGGUGGGACGAUCUACAGAAGAGGAGAGCCGCCACCAAGGCACCGGCUAGCCGGACCGGCGGCAAGGCUAACCUCAGUACCACAGAUCAGCCGACAUCAUGUCAAAACUCAGGUGAACUAGGAGAAUGGCGCACAGAGGAAGGAGAAGCAACAGUAAUCUCAGAGGAUAGAUCUAAAAAUGGUGAGAAUCAGAAGUGGGAAGAAAGAGAAAGAAGAGCCGUCAGCCAAAGGGAAGGGAAAGGGAAGGUCAAAUGCCAAAAUACCCCUCCACCUCCCUUUUAUAGCCCUCAAACCCUAACACCCCCCUUACACCCCUCCAACUCUUUAAAAUCUGGCCCAGAAUCAAAACCCAAGCCCAGUUCCACUUCCAGCCCACAAACUAACAAUCCCAAAUGUCUUCUUGGACAUAACAAUGACUCUCAAUGGAUCUUUGAUUGUGGGGCAACAGAUACGAUGACAUUCGACCCCAGUGAUUUUGUAUACACCCAUCCUACUAACCGAACCCACAUCCAAACUGCUAAUGGGGCAUGUGUACCGGUUGCCAAGGCUGGAGCUGUCAAUAUCUCUCCCUCCCUUCAUCUCAAAAAUUGCUUGCUCAUUCCCAAUUUGUCUCAUAAAUUAUUGUCGGUCAGUCAGUUAACAAAGGACUUAAACUGUACUGUUUUUUUAACCUCUGAUCAUUGUGUUGUACAGGAUGCUCGGACAGGGACGAUCAUUGGGUGUGGUACUGAACGAGGUGGCCUAUACUAUGUUGAUGAGGUAAUUCAAAAAGGUGGUGCAAUGCUUGCUCAUGGAUCUCCUGCUUACCAAUUGCGUACUUGGCAUCGGCGUUUGGGUCACCCAUCCUUAGGUUAUCUAAAACAACUCUUUCCUUCUCUCAAGAACUGA
Messenger RNA from Amaranthus tricolor (Joseph's coat), 1614 nucleotides. RefSeq lists its product as uncharacterized. The record is from RefSeq and is a predicted model, not a curated record. Lineage: Eukaryota; Viridiplantae; Streptophyta; Magnoliopsida; Caryophyllales; Amaranthaceae. The coding region runs from base 1 to 1614 and encodes 537 amino acids. The transcript has a single exon.